Salvia splendens (bonfire salvia) is the source of this 938-nucleotide messenger RNA. RefSeq names its product 26S proteasome non-ATPase regulatory subunit 9. The transcript has 5 exons. The record is from RefSeq and is a predicted model, not a curated record. Bases 16 to 672 code for a protein of 218 amino acids. Gene Ontology annotation, biological process: proteasome regulatory particle assembly. Gene Ontology annotation, molecular function: protein binding. Gene Ontology annotation, cellular component: nucleus; cytoplasm. NCBI's taxonomy places the organism in Eukaryota, Viridiplantae, Streptophyta, Magnoliopsida, Lamiales, Lamiaceae.
UGAGAACAAUUGAAGAUGGUGGCGACGAAUCUGAAAGCGGAGACGAUGAAACUGAUGGAGAAGCGGAGUGGAAUAGAGGAGGAGAUGAAUGUCAUCAUCGAACGCCUCUGCCAGCCCGGCGGCCCUGGCCUCUCCGGCAACCUUGUCGAUUCCGAGGGGUUUCCGAGGACAGAUAUUGACAUUCCGACUGUCAGAGCUGACAGGCAUAGACUUGCUGAGUUGCGUAAUGAUCACAAGGAUAUAACGGAGAAGAUGAGCCAAAAUAUUGAGAUUCUUCAUUCUGCAAAACAUGCUACAACCACUUCAUCUGUUAAGGAUUCUGGGCCAACUGCUGGCAUGUCCGCGUCCCUUGACAAUUCUGUAGCCAUAGAUGCUUCUAGUGCCAUGGAUGCGGAUUUUGACAUCGGCAGAGCCUUUGCAAUUGUGGAUGAAAUUACUGAGUUGUCUCCAGCUGCAGAAGAUGGUUUACAACUGGGCGAUCAGAUUCUGAAAUUUGGGAAUGUGGAGAGAGGUGAGAACUUGCUGCAGCGGCUUGCUGCUGAAGCUCAAAAAAAACAAGGUGAAGCUGUCCCCUUGGUUUUGUCGAGGCAGGGUUCUCUGAUUUAUCUGACUGUAACUCCUAGAACAUGGUCGGGUCGAGGUUUACUGGGGUGCCAUUUCCGGAUCUUAUGAUGACGUAGUUAUGCACACAACUCCUUAAUAGUUGGGACCGAACUGUCUGGAGGGAAAAGAAUACUAGGUUUUUAUGUGCAUUUGAAAUAACUCUGUCACUUGUACUUACGAACGAUUAUGUAUCGUCCUGUUUUUGCGUCUCAAAUGUCAUUUGGCAGGUAAGGAUGUGAUCAUAUUGUUAGGCUAUCUAUCCUUAUAUUGAAUGUAACAGCUAAACUCGUAAUACAAGGUGAAAAACUGAGUUUUGGAGUGUGGGGGCGUGAAAA